Messenger RNA from Fulmarus glacialis (Northern fulmar), 2644 nucleotides. It is a transcript of the gene ZCCHC8, whose product is annotated as zinc finger, CCHC domain containing 8. Lineage: Eukaryota; Metazoa; Chordata; Aves; Procellariiformes; Procellariidae. The record is from RefSeq and is a predicted model, not a curated record. Gene Ontology annotation, cellular component: catalytic step 2 spliceosome. Gene Ontology annotation, molecular function: RNA binding; zinc ion binding. The transcript has 13 exons. The coding region runs from base 94 to 1944 and encodes 616 amino acids.
GAACUUAAAAGGAAGCUGAAUAUUCUGACUCGUCCUAGUGGAAUUUCAGUGGACAACUCCAAAUUUGAUGGACCUCUGUUACAGAUUUUAUUUAUGAACAAUGUAAUUUCUAAGCAGUAUCAUCAAGAAAUUGAAGAUUUUGUUUUUAAUUUAGUUCAGAAAUAUGAAGAGCAGAAGAGAGGUGAACAAGAAAAAACACACUUCAAUGUUAAGCCACAGCCCUCCAGUGUUCUUUUGGAAGAGGACUGUAAAACAGCAAGCUCGAAUUCUGUUAAAAAAAUUAAAGAAGCUUUUAGUGUUGUAGGAAGUGUUCUGUAUUUUACCAAUUUUUGUCUCGAUAAACUGGGACAGCCUAUAUUAAAUGAGAAUCCACAGCUGACAGAAGGAUGGGAAAUACCUAAAUAUCAGCAAGUUUUCAGCCAGAUUCUCUCCCUAGAUGGACAAGAAAUACAAGUAAAACCAAAAAGGCCAAAACCGCAUUGUUUCAAUUGUGGUUCUGAAGAUCAUCAAAUGAAAGACUGUCCAAAGCCACGAAAUGCAGCUCGUAUAAGUGAGAAGAGAAAGGAGUUUAUGGAAGCUUGUGGUGAAGCAAGCAAUCAGAAUUUUCAGCAGCGUUAUCACGCAGAAGAAGUAGAAGAGAGGUUUGGAAAAUUUAAACCAGGAGUAAUUAGUGGGGAACUUCAAGAUGCACUUGGUGUUACAGAUAAGAGUCUUCCUCCAUUUAUAUAUCGCAUGCGUCAGCUGGGUUAUCCUCCAGGUUGGCUCAAGGAGGCUGAAAUGGAACACUCAGGACUUGCGCUUUAUGACGGAAAAGAUGAUGGUGGAACAGAAGAUGAAGGAUCUCGUCAACCAAAACACAUCACUUACGAUGUCUCUAAGUUGAUAAACUAUCCAGGCUUUAAUAUAUCCACUCCAAGUGGCAUCCCAGAUGAAUGGCAGAUAUUUGGUUCCAUCCCCAUGCAGCCAUCUCAACAGAAGGAUGUUUUUGCUAACUACCUUUCUAAUUUUCAUGCGCCAAGUCCAAAAUCUAGCAAUAAAAGGGCUGCAUCUCAGUCAAGCUCUCAUCAUUCAAAACGACCAAAAGAAGACAAUUUGGAGGUACCAACAGCUGACAUGGACCUAGAUUCUGAUCUGGAAGUGUCACAAAGAUCUCAAACUCAUAACAGUUUUCAGUUCCAACCUCCGCUGCCACCCGGACGUCCAUCGAUGCCAACUCCUCCUCCUUUACCACGAGGAACACCUCCACUAAAUCUUACACCAACUCAACCUUCAACACCCACCCGCCCUCCUCUUCCUAGGACUACUGCACCGUUGAAUCCUUCCGGUGAUAUUCCUCAGCCAAAAAUAGUGGACUCAAUCAUGGAUGAGGAUACUCUGACCUUGGAAGAGCUAGAGGAACAGCAGCGAUUAAUCUGGGCAGCACUAGAGCAGGCAGAAAGCACAAACAGUGACUCUGAUAUUCCUGUUGAUACACCUUUAACUGGAAAUUCUGUUACAUCAUCACCAUCUAGGAACGAAGUAGAUCUUGUUGCAGAAGUAAGAUCAUCUGAUAAGGUGAUUACAGUGGAAACUAGGUUUUCCAACAUCAGUGAACAGAUACCAGAAAAUGAACAUUCUAUAACUAGUCUUAAUGCAGGAGAUAGUUUACUUAACUUAAAGGAAAAUCCUGAUAAUACAGAUUCUGAAGGCUUGCUGGAUAACACCCUGCCUGCUCCCAGUCGUGACGUUAAUGAUGGAGAAAAUACAAGUGGUAAUAAAGUGGUCACAAGCAUUGAAUCAUCUGCAAAAAACUCCAGUCUUGUUCCUGAUAUGAGCAAGUUUGCUGCAGGCAUAACACCAUUUGAAUUUGAAAAUAUGGCAGAAUCAACAGGUGUUUAUCUACGAAUAAGAAGCGUGUUAAAAAAUUCCCCAAGAAACCAGCAAAAGAAAAAGACUUCAUCUUAAUUGGUCUUCCUUUGUUUCGUUAUGUCCAAAUCCCUGCUUCCUUCUCUCUCCUUCUCCAAUUUUACAGACUCGGAUAGCCUUCCUCAUCCUUUUGUGGGAAGGAGAAAGUCUUGACAAAUACAGCUCUGCCCCAUUCUUCCUUGGGACUGAAGUCAGUGCAGGGCUUCCGUAUUGACCAGGACUACCAAUACGGCCGGAAAAUAUAGAAGAAUUUUCCCAAAUUGUGUCCUUCCACUAAGGAAUAACAGGACUGUUGAUUUAUUAAGAGCAAUUUACUUGCCAAUACAUGAAACUCUAAAAAGAGGAGUUUGUGGUUUGUUGUUCAUUACUUUGGCUAAGGUUUAUAUUGUUCUUGAGUUUCAGGUGAAUUGUUGAUUUUUUUAAUAUCUGUCCUUUGUACAAUAAUCUGUACUUUAUACCUUUUGCUAAUUAUCCUGUAGAUAAGUUUAAUAUAUUCAGAAUGUUUUUAAAAAGGUCUAACAUUAAGAUUUCCCACAUCAAAAUCCUGGCAAUUGGAUGAAAAUAAUCAGGGAUUUACCGGCAUUAUCUUCACCAUUUCAGAUAUUUUUAUAAAUUAUUUAUGUGGGUCAGUUUUAAUUACCACUGUAUCUUUUGUAACAUCAUCCUUCAUGUAAACUUGCUGUACAUACAUGUUCAUUGUUGUGUACAGAGGUUUAAUAAAUGCGCUUUUAUAUAAAGA